UAACAGACAGACAGACAGAGUUACUUUCGCUUUUAUAAUAUUAGUAGGGAUGACUAGAUACACAAAGGUUAAUUAGAAUUAGCAUAAUAAACAAACUAGAGACAGAUUUCGAUUCAUUGAUAUCUAGUUUUUAUAGUAUAAGUAAUUUGUUUACAAUUGAUGAUAUUUAAAUCAGUUUUGCAAUAAAGGUAAACAAUGUUUAUUAAGUAGGUAGGUAUUAGAUGUACAGUGAUCUUCUACAACCUGAUUUUAUAGGCUUUUUGCAGGGAUUGAGUUUAUUUGUUUUUCAGGUGACUCAUGUCAAGUUUAUGUGAAUUAUUUACAAUCGCAGCAUAAACCAGUAUUUUUUUUGUCAUUCGUAAUAACUGUAAUGUAAGUUAAACUAUCAACCAUUAUUAUAUGUGUACUGUAUUAUCCAGUAAAUCACUAAUUUUUGACAAGACCGGCUGACAAAAUGAUGAAUGCUGAUGGAAUCAUUCAAGCCAAUAUGCUAGUAGCGAUUCAAGUAGGUAGUGCCAUAGCCUGAACAAAAGCAAACACAUUGCUAACCAGGUACGGGGCAAAAAUUACAUGCUAGAAAUAUAAACUACUUUUUCAAGAGCCCAGCCAGAGUACUUGGUGGAAGGUGGCAGUCAAAAAUACAUUAAUACAUCUCACACAUAAUCCGUAAUUUCCCAAUGCACUUUUCUCAGAAACGAUACGCAAUCAUCUUGGUAUUACGCUCGUGUAACGGUGCGAAGUUUUGUAAUAGAGCCAUCGAACGGGCACGGAAUAAUAAAUCAUCAGAAACUUUGGUAACUAACCUAUAUGCUACAUGGGUAAUAUUUAGUAGAGCUUUUCCAAACUGGCUCUCUUUAUCUUUGUCUAGAGUCCUCCCAAAAGGACCCAUACUCAGACUAUCAUAAUGACUGGGAUUAAGCAAGUAAAUGGUACAUACUGCCUGUUUACAUACUUAGGAUAGAUUAAAAAAAAAACGUAAAAGAAACUAGAAUAUUAUUAAAUCCAGGCUUAAUUUAUAGAAGACCCGCCGGCCCCCACUACUGGCCGGCGGAAGCCCGCUGUCGGUGUAUGAAGGAUUGUAAGGCAUUACCAUACACUGAGAUAAAAACGCGGAUGACGUAGCACGGCGGUUCUGGUUUAGUCAGUAAGAUGAUGACACUAUUCGGUCUCUCCCCGGAGAAGGCGGGUGUCCAUGAGGUUGUUUCCCGAUAUUACUUAGACACUCCAUUUACAGUCCAAUAUGUGUAUACAGUGAAAGAUAGGUCUAAGUUACAGAUUCCAUCCCCUGCAUGAAGCUACGUUGCGAUGAAGCCAUUUUUAAAGCAGGCGUUUGUGGUGAGCGGUGCGGCGCUGAACAUAGCCGGGCACGGCUGCGCUCACGGCUUCCCCGCAGUCCUGUUCGCUCAGCUCAAGAGGGAUGGCGGGCCCGUCACGUUGACAGACCAUGACACUUCCUGGAUUGCGUCCGUAGUCGGCGCGAUGGGCAUCGUGGGUAACUUCGUCUCUCCUGUAUUGAUGACCAAGUUUGGUCGUCAGCGCGCUCACCUAUUCUCCACACUCCCGGCAUUACUAGGAUGGAUCGUCUUCAUCUUCGGCAACUCCGUACCCUUGUUCAUAAUAGCACGACUCUUACAUGGUUUCGCUUUAGGUCUAAGAACACCUCUCGCUGCUAUCCUAGUCGCGGAAUACACAGAUCCGAAACACCGAGGGGCAUUUUUAGGAACCUUCGCUAUAUCCCUCGGAAUGGGGAUAUUUUUAUCGCAUUUAUGGGGAGCGCAUUUAACUUGGAAGUUUACAGCUGCAGUUUGUGCUUUAUUCCCAUUAAUAGCAAUGACAAUUAUCAGUCUAUCACCGGAAUCCCCAGGCUGGUUGGUCUCCAAAGGAAAGUAUGCCGAAGCGAGGAAGGCUUUCCGAUGGGUAAGAGGCGAAGGUCCUGAACAGCAAGAGGAAUUAGAAGCUAUGAUCAACGCUCAGAAGCAGGACAAAGCAGAUGAACGAACAGACGUAUUCGUAGAAAGCCACGUCUGUAACAAUAUCUUUAAGAAAAUCUUCGAAACCUUAAAAGAUAUUGUAAAAAUCUUUAAGAAGAAAGAGUUUUAUAAGCCUGCGAUUAUCGCUAUCAGUAUGCUGAUCGUUUUUGAGUUCGGUGGAGCUCAUAUGGUGGCAGCUUAUGGAAACAUAAUUCUCAAAGUGGUUUUGGACAAGGAAAGCCUCGACGAUGUCACUUGGCAGUUCACUGUGAUAGACUUAUUGAGGACUGUGUGUGCGUUCUUAGCUAUAUUCUUACUAAAGUGCUUUAAGCGAAGGACAAUUCUGUUCACAAGUGGUGUGAUGACUAUAUUGUCUAUGACGGCAAUCUCUGUGUUCGUGUAUCUGCGGAGAGCUGAAGUCUUCACGGCUCCGUGGAUUUUAGACACAGUUCCAAUGACCUUAAUGGUUCUGUACACUCUAUCGUUCUGUCUAGGACUGGCAGCCUUGAACUGGGUUAUAUGUGGUGAAGUUUUUCCCCUAGCGUAUAGAAGUCUAGGAUCAACUCUAUCUACAUCGUUCCUGACUCCUGCUUUCGUGGUUUCCAUGAAAUCAGCUCCCCAUCUUUAUUCUUCUAUUGGUGUUGAAGGAGCCUACUUGGUCUAUUCAGCUAUUUUAACAGUAUUUCUUACUGUAAUAUACAUUUUACUGCCUGAAACUAAAGAUAGGACAUUACAAGACAUCGAAGAUAGUUUUAAAGGGAAGAAGAAAACAAAAAGUGAUCCAGAAGCUCAAAUGAAACUUAUCAUGAAAGAGGAGGUAGUUGUUAAUUGAUAGUUCCAGAACGUAAUUCUUAAAAUUUUAGUGUAAGUUUCGAAUUACCAAAUAUAAGUACGGAAAUGCAUGGCACCUAUGUGCAUUUAUUAUAAAUUUCUGACAUUCAAAAUCGCCUGACCAGACCUCAGUAAUUUAGAAUAUAGUGAGUUACGAAACUAUGUUUUUAAAAUGUGUUGAUGGAAACCAGUGAGUACCCUAACUAUGUAUUUGACUAGUUAAUCUAAAUUGGCUGUCGAAUGGAUGUCCAUCGGAUGAGUAUUUUAUCCUUUAUCCGCGGUUUCACGCUUGUAUUUCACCAUAAGAAACAUCCUCAUAUUCUAUGUGAGGGAGAACCAGACUUCUUUUAAAUUCUUUAAUUCCUAACUAUGAAAGCCAUCUGAUAUGUCAAAAGUUUGAAAGGAUAGUAGAGUUCCAUGGGAAAUUAAAUUUGUUAUUAUUAUGUCUUUUACGCAUUUUUCCAUAUUUUUGACGGUCCUCAACUUCUCUGGACUGUUAACAAUAGUUCAAGACUAAAAUAAGCUAAAUCAGUUCAGUCGUUCUCGAGUAUUAGCGAGACUAACGAAAAGCAAUUCAUUUUUAUAAAUGGCACACGUAAAAAAACGUGCCGCCAUAAAUGAGUAUCUACACUUUUAACGACAAGUGACGAUAUUAUUCCUUGCAUUCAAUUCGUUUCGCCAUCCUUGAUGCGUAUUAUAUUUCUAUCUUUUAACUGAUAUUUAAGAUAAAAAAUACUUAUCCAACGUCUUUUAGAAAUUUACCCAUAGAGCGAAGGCAUUUCUGAAGUUUCUCUCUACUAUUUCCUACCGUUUAGUAUUCCAGUCCUAGUUAAUAGUUUAAGUUUUUAGUGAGAUUAACAGUAUAUUAGUUAGCCCUUACUAUGCAAUAGAACACAUUCCUUUAUUUGUAAUAUCUAAGUAAUUGUAAAUGACUUGUACAAAUAGAUUUAAUUUGUUAUAA
Messenger RNA from Trichoplusia ni (cabbage looper), 3762 nucleotides. Its product is annotated as facilitated trehalose transporter Tret1-like. The transcript has 4 exons. Bases 1306 to 2802 code for a protein of 498 amino acids. Gene Ontology annotation, molecular function: transmembrane transporter activity. Gene Ontology annotation, cellular component: membrane. Gene Ontology annotation, biological process: transmembrane transport. NCBI's taxonomy places the organism in Eukaryota, Metazoa, Arthropoda, Insecta, Lepidoptera, Noctuidae. The record is from RefSeq and is a predicted model, not a curated record.